AACAUCACAACGCAUUCUCUCCCCCUUUCUCUAACCUCAUCGUCGAACCCCACAGAUACGCCCCGAUAUGGAAUUGAACCAGUAUACGAUGGAAGUUUAUAUGGCUACGUCCCGUAAAACCGACUUAGUGUUUAAAUGAAACUAUUGCGAAACAAAUCGAGAAAACGGUGUAGGCAGUACUGAAAACAAACGCAUUUUGGGCCAGCUAUUCAUCCAUGAACUGGCUAGCACCCAUAGAGUUCGUUCGUGCUCGGUGUGAGGCCGAGCGUGAAGUGUCUAUGUGAUUCGUGUUUGUGUUCGUAGUGCGACAAGCUGGACAAGAGUGGCGAUGGAAACCAUCACUGAGGAGGUGCUAUUCGUCAAAGCGGAAACCUUUUUUGAUCAGCUUCUCAACUGGAGCCUCGGUAUUGCGGCAGUGUUUCAGAUCCUCUGUUUGAUCUGUGUCGGCUUCGCGGCGUCCGGCUCCAGAAAUAAGGGUCGCAGCACCACUGUCCGACCACUGAAUUGCCGCUGCUGCUCGCGAUCGGCAACCAGACUAUCCGCAGCAACGCGAGGAGCCUCGGAAGAGGCCACGUCGAACGCUUCAGCAACAAACGUCAAUUCGACAACGAUUGCAAGCCGAGAUCAGCGUCGGACAAGCGCCACCAGUUCAAAUCAAGCCCGCCAUGGAAGGCAUCACCGAAGGCGAAACCGGUGAUGCUGCGAUAAACAUUUCCUCCCGGUGAUGCCUAAAAGCUUCAAUAUAUUUCUUUUAUCAGCAAUGGAAAGAGGAAUCCGAUUUGUCUGCUUUCGGUUCCUCCGGUUUUAAGCUAUUGGCGAGUUGCUCGUUUUUCUCAAUGGAUUCUGCCAACAAUACACUGUACAUUUACGACGAAAUCAUUCCAGUUGAUGUAACCAUAGAAAAAUAGUACUUUUUUUCCGUGUCAAUAUGUACCUGCAAUAAUAAUAACUAAGACGUAAUGCGGCUGAACGCGCUGCUACUGUUGCUAUAUUAGGCUUAGGUGGACAACGUCACGCUGCUGAGUGAAAAGUGCUAUGAUAAUUUUUAGCUAGGGAAAAGUAAUAGAGCAACUUAAUUUAAAUGUGUAUUAUGAAAGAAGCCGGUAACAGUGGCAACGGUCAAUGUGUGUGUAUGUGCAAGUGUCAAUGUCAGUGUUUUCGAAGAACUCUUACGUGUUUCUAUGUCCCGGCUUGAUGACAAGAGUACUAACAAAUACUUUAGACUAUCUUCAAAUAUUAAUAGAUUGAUAAUUGAUAGAUGUUUUUUUGUUCGGCGUUUUGCGGCACAUAGUUUAUCUAAGAGUAGUCUGCGUUAGGAUAGAAAAAUGAAGCAAAGAAUCUAUUUUAGAAGCGCUUCAAGGAACAGUAAACGCCAAAAUCGUUACGAUAGCCGACUUGAAAAUUAUUCUUAUGUUGAUUGUGUGUAUCUAUGUAAAUAUGUAUGUGUAAACUAAAGACCAAGAACCGUAGAGGCUCAGGAAAGUGCACGUAAUUCUCCUGAUCCUUAUCUAACUACCAAAUAUCUAAAAGCAGACAAUAGCAUAAGCGACCAUCAGUUCUGUAGAAAUCAGACCCAUCCUGGCGGUGGAUGCCUAUGCUCUUAAAUCUCACCUUGCUACCUUUAUUAUUAGGUGAUGACUAUUGAAAAAGGUUGAGCUGAAUUACUGUAAUUAUUCCCAUUCUAAGAGUAUUUGCUAUUAAAACGUGGUGAUAAUAUGAUGUACAUGUAAAUAUUUUUCUACGGCAAAUAGAAGUGAAACAAUGCACUCUUCGCUUGUAACCUCAAAUAAAUACACACUCAUACCGCAGAUAUACUAAAAGCCAUUGACAAUUUAGGGGAAGAUCAAUAUUGCAAUUAAUUACCAUAAUUGCAUUGAAUUUCUAUCGAUAAACGAAAGUGAAGAGUUUGAUCAUUGAAUAAAAUGACAAACCUUAUGUAAAAACGUAAUCUAUGUCUUGUGUCUCGGAAUGAACCUUAGAUUAUUUAGAUUGGGCUACUUUGUCGCCGGACGCCAUUCUGGGAUGAUGCAUGUACCAGUAAUAAAGAAAAUAAUGGACAGGGAGUUUAGACAUGGAUUGAUCGAGCAUAUACACAGUAGCGCGCUGACUGCGAGUUAAGGUUUUGAGAAAAAGUCAACUUAGGCACUUUUUAAUUAAUAUUAAUGAUUUUUGUUUGUUGUUGUGUAGUUCAAUAGUACUAUGUUAACGAUACUUGAAAAUCAGCUGCUGUUAUUUCCUAACAGCAAUUAAUAUAUGUACUCUUGAGAUCUUGUAUAUUUAUUUUACCUCUGUCCUGAUUUUAGAUAACCAGUUGCGAAACGACCCGUUCGAAUGCGGUACUUAAACUUAGGCUAUUGUCCUUAAAGUCUCCUUGUUGUUUAUUGGCCAUUAUUAGGAGAUCUAGCCCGGCUUCUAUAGGCAUUGUACCUUUGGCUGUUCAAGUCAAGAGUCUGCUCAAUGUAAGUGUUAGCUACGGUGAUACGUGCGUUUUUAUGCUUUUACGAUGAUAGAUAUCGAUGGCGACUAACAGAAUUCUUGCCUGAGAGCUCCGUUACACAAGGUUUCAUUUGACGUUUGUUGCCACCCUGUUUAAAUAUUGACCACAUCAACAUUGCAAUGCCUCUUUAUGUGGACAUGACAGAGUUUAAUAGUGAUAAAUCAUAAAAUCAUGGGUUUUUGUACCCUUUUAUUUGUCUAGUAUGAUUUGGUAUUAAUCGGGUUAGCAUGCUAUUCGUCUUAGCUAU
Messenger RNA from Varroa destructor (honeybee mite), 2744 nucleotides. RefSeq lists its product as uncharacterized. The record is from RefSeq and is a predicted model, not a curated record. Lineage: Eukaryota; Metazoa; Arthropoda; Arachnida; Mesostigmata; Varroidae.